Panicum virgatum (switchgrass) is the source of this 3878-nucleotide messenger RNA. RefSeq names its product ribosomal RNA-processing protein 12. The transcript has 18 exons. The coding region runs from base 77 to 3613 and encodes 1178 amino acids. The record is from RefSeq and is a predicted model, not a curated record. Lineage: Eukaryota; Viridiplantae; Streptophyta; Magnoliopsida; Poales; Poaceae.
AGGAACAUCAGUCCGAAGAAGCCCCCCAACUUAAAACCCCCAAACCCCUUCCCGGCGGCGUCGGACCACCGCGGCCAUGAAGCGGAAGCAGAGAGCCCCGGCGGCUGCCGCCAACGCCGACCCCGACUCCGACGGCGAGGAGCCCUCCCAGACCCCGCUCCCCCUCGAGUCCUUCUCGGGAGACGCCUGCGCCGCCCUCACCGCGCGGUACGGCCGCUCCGCCGCCCCGCAGCACCGCCACCUCCUCGCCUCAGCCGCCGCCAUCCGCUCCAUCCUCCUCGACGACGGCAUGCCCCUUACCCCGGCGUCCUACCUCCCCGCGGCCGUCGCCGCCCUCCGUGCCGCUGGGCCUGCAGACCCCGCCGCCGCCUCUGCCCUCGCCUCUCUGCUUGCAAUCCUCCUGCCCCACAUCCCAUCCUCCCCUUCAUCCCUCCCGCCCGACGCUGCUUCUGAAUCUGCCUCCGCCCUCGCCGCCUUCCUCUCGUCCCCCGACGCCUCCCAGCUCCCGACAGGCACCGUGCGCUCGGUGGUCAAGUCGCUCGGACACUUGACCCUCCAUCUCGAUGCUGGAGCCGAUUGGGAUGCUGUGGCGGCUCCUUUGGAAGCUCUCCUCGCGGCUUCUGUGGACCAGCGGGCCAAGGUUCGAAAAUGUGCACAGGAGAGCGUCGAAAAACUGUUCGCUUACUUGGAACAGUGCGGUUGCGCGAAGAAAGCAAGCAAUGCUGCAGUUGGCAUGUUUGAGAAGCACAUUUCUUUGGCGCGAAGUCUUAUCAAUUCGAAUUCAGAUAUUUCCGAGGGUAAAGAGACAGAUGCAGCUCACAUGCUAGGUGCAAUGGUAACUUUAGUUCCAUAUCUAUCGAAGAAGGCAAGGAAGAAGGUGUUCUCGGAUGCUUAUCAGUUAUUGAGCCCCUGCUUUACACCACUUACAAGGCACGUUCUUAGGCUUUUGGCGGACUUGUUGGGUCAUCUGAAGGCUGAAACUGUUGAAUCCGAGGUGGAGAGUCUUGUAUCCUUGGUGGUUGCUUACCUGCCGUAUGAUGAGAAGAAGCCUGAUGACACCAUUGUCUCAGCAUUGUACCUAAUGAAAAGUUGCUUGGAUAAACUUGUUGGCUGCUCAAAAUUGUGGGUGGAGGUUCUUCCAACUGCCUUUGAGGCAGUUUCAGGAUACUUAACUCUGGGCAGAAAAUGUUCUGAUGAUGUAGCAAAAGUGGUGCAAGACUGUAUUGAUUCUCAUAUUGACCACAAUGUUUUUGUCACUAAUGGAUCACAGCUCAAUGAAUGCGACGCUGAGGAUUUGAGUGACCAAACUGCCAUGAAAUCAAUCUGUUUAACAAUCAAUAGCAGACUUCACACAUGUGCUUAUCCUCCAGAUAGUAUCUUAACCGUAGUCUUAGUUUUAUUUCUCAAACUUGGGGAGAGUUCUUUUGUCUUUAUGAAAGAUAUCCUACUUACCUUGGCACAGUUUGCUAUGAAAAUGGACAAAGAAUCACAACUAAAGAAUGUUCAAGAAUGCAUUGGAGCAGCAGUGGUUGCUAUGGGACCAUAUAAAGUCCUUUCAUUAGUUCCAAUAGCUUUUGAUGAAGACCGGUUGACAUGCUCAAAUUCUUGGCUUCUACCAAUUUUGGAUAAGUAUACAUAUGGAGCCCCGCUGCAACUUUUUCUAGAGCAUAUUGUACCCCUAGCAAAAUCUGUACAAAAUGCAUCUGACAGGGUCAAGAAAGGACGGAAACAUAAGGACUUGCAAUCAUGGACUGAUCAACUAUGGAAUUUGCUUCCUUCCUUCUGCCGCUAUUCGGUUGAUGUACAUCAUAGUUUUGGUUCCCUGUCCAAGUUGCUGGUUGAAAUUUUUAAAUGUGAUGAGUGCCUAUACAAAUCUGCUGCUAAAGCCCUGCAGCAACUUGUAGAUGGUACCAGAAGAUUGAGUAGCAACAGUCAAGAUGUUGAAAUCUAUAUGGAACUUUCAGCCUUGUUCUCCUCAAAACCUAUUAGUUUCAAAUGUCCACGUCUAGAGAGGUUCUCCAAAAAAGAAGCCCGCAAGGAUUUGAAAGUUCUAGCAUCACAUUCUGCCAAUCUUCUCUGCACUUUUGCAGACUAUUUCCUGGAGUCCUCACCAGAAAAACGUGCUCAUUUAAAGGUUGCUUUGAGAUGCCUGGCUCAACUUUCUGGCAGCACGAACAUAUGUGAACUUUUUGUUUCACUAGUCAAAAGGUUUGAUUUAGAAAAUACUCAAUUGGAGCCAGACAGUCAAGAAUGCAAAACUGAUGUAGAUAGGAAGGAUGAAGAAAGUAUUGAUACAACAGAUGAGCUAAACAAUAGGAGGUCUCUUCUAUUAGAUCUCAUCUCCACAUUUGCUGAAGUUGCUGAUGAAGAUCUUCUGGAUAAACUCUUUGGAUUUAUUAAGUCUUGUUUGCUGAACAGCAGCAUGCCUUGUCACAGCAAAGCUCUUUUAGCAUUAAGCAUAAUCGUGAAGGAACAUAAUGAAUAUUCUAUGGCUCAUUUGGAUGAAAUACUGCUUUUACUUCACGGAAUUAAACCUGCUUUGGAUAGAACAGUUUUAGAAAGCCAACUAUUAUGCUACCAGCAUUUGUUGGUUCACAUGAUUAAGGUUGAUGAAGAGAACACCAGCAAGAAGGCAUUCUUGAUUCUAAAUGAGUUAAUAGUGGCUCUAAAGUCUAAGAAGGAGAGUAGAAAAUUAGCAUACGAUGUGCUCCUGGCCGUUAGUGCAAACUUGAGGAGCUCAGAGUCAAAUAGUGCAGAUUCAGAUCUUCAACGAUUGUUUACAAUGGUAAUGGGAUAUCUUUCAACUCCAUCUCCUCACAUAGUGAGUGGAGCAAUUGCUGCAUUGUCAUUGCUUAUAUACAGUGAUGCUAAUUUUUGCAUGGAAGUUCCGAAUCUGAUACAAUCAGUUUUAGUUUUGCUGCAACAUAAAGCCAUUGAAGUAACUAAAGCAGCCUUGGGCUUUGUUAAGGUACUGGUAACCUCUUUGCAACCAGAAAAACUAUUGAAUUUGCAAGCAGAUAUCAUGAGUGGGAUACUACCAUUGUCAUCGAUUACAAAGCAUCAUUUCAAAUGGAAGGUUGUACUUAUAGUGGAAAUAUUGAUCAGAAAAUGCGGGUUUGAUGCUAUCAACUUAGUUACACCUGAUAAGUACAAAGACUUUGUUAAAAGUGUUGAGGAGGGUCGCAAAGGAAAUCAUAAUCUAGCUGAUGGUGCAGAGUCUGAGCCAAAAGAACAUGAACAACAUGACCCCAAAAGGAGAAAACGGGUUGAUUCUAAUGCUGAGGCUGGACAAGAAGGAACACCUAGUCAUCGACCACCAUCAAAGAGUUGGUCAGCUGGGAAGAAGCAGGCAAAGGAUUCUCAUUUCAAGAAAGGGGCAGGAAAAGGUAACCCCCGUCAUGCUGCAAAAAAACAUCAAGGUAAAGCUUCAGGCGACAGAGGCGAUAGGACUAAUUUCAAGUCCAAGUCCAAAUGGCAACCAGGAAAUAGAGGCGAUAAGUUGCGUGGCAACAACACAAAAUCUAGGGGUGGUGCUUUCAGCAAGACGCAAAAUAGUGGGACUAGAGCACCUGGGCACUCUCCUAGUUUCAAGAAGCGUAAAAGGACAGCUUGAGGUUUCACUUGCACCAUCCAGGUAGUGGCAGGCAUAGCUUGAAGAUAUGGCUCGGAGAUUGCUGCAUCAAGGCCAGCACUGUCCCAACAAGAUGCUUCCAUUUCCAUUUUGAAUCCACCGUUUUGUAAAGUAAAAUUUUGACCUGUAGGCGGAUUGAAUACCGUUGCAAUUCAUGUAUUUUGACGAACAUGUUAUCUGUCUCUUCUCAAUAGUGGAGAUAUCAGUUUGGUUAAAUAGACGGCAUCAGUCUGGUAGUGCUUGUUUC